CGAGCGAGCGAGCGGCCCCGCGCGCCGCCGGCCGCCCGACGCCGCGGGCGAUCGGAAGAGAAAGAAAAAGGAAAAAGAGAGACAGAAAAAGGAAAGAGAAAGAGACAGAAAAAAAGAAGAAAACACAGAAACUCAUCGUGGUUCUUGACUGUUUUUUAUAUAUCGUUGUUGUUAUUGUUGUUGUUAUUACUAUUAUUUACCCAUAUUGGAGGAUAGGAGAAGUCUAUAAGUGGGUUGCAAAAAAAAAAAAAAAGGAAUCUUCUUCACUCUAAAUCACUUUCUUUGCUGGACUGGGAUAUUAAAUAUACGACACAUCCAGGAGUUUAUUGGAGCGCAGACUGAUGGCGCAAAGGUACGAUGAGCUGCCCCACUACGGCGGGAUGGACGGAGUAGGGGUGCCGGCGUCCAUGUACGGGGACCCCCACGCCCCCCGGCCGAUCCCCCCGGUGCACCACCUCAACCAUGGGCCGCCGCUCCACGCCGGACAGCACUACGGCGCCCACGCCCCGCACCCCAAUGUCAUGCCGGCCAGCAUGGGCUCCGCUGUCAACGACGCUCUGAAGCGGGACAAGGAUGCGAUCUACGGGCACCCGUUGUUCCCCCUCUUAGCUCUGGUCUUUGAGAAGUGCGAGCUGGCGACCUGCACGCCCCGGGAGCCCGGCGUGGCCGGCGGGGACGUCUGCUCCUCCGACUCCUUCAACGAGGACAUCGCCGUCUUCGCUAAACAGGUCCGCGCCGAAAAACCACUUUUUUCUUCAAAUCCAGAGUUGGACAAUUUGAUGAUCCAAGCAAUACAAGUACUAAGGUUUCAUCUUUUGGAAUUAGAAAAGGUUCAUGAAUUGUGUGAUAAUUUCUGCCAUCGGUACAUUAGUUGUUUGAAAGGAAAAAUGCCAAUAGACCUCGUUAUUGAUGAAAGGGAUGGCAGCUCCAAAUCAGACCAUGAAGAACUCUCAGGAUCUUCCACAAAUUUAGCUGAUCAUAAUCCUUCAUCUUGGAGAGACCACGAUGAUGCAACCUCAACGCACUCGGCAGGCACACCAGGGCCCUCCAGCGGGGGCCACGCUUCCCAGAGUGGAGACAACAGCAGCGAGCAAGACUGCCAGCCAAAUGAACACUUUAGGAGGAGGUGCAUAUAUAUGUCUGCAGCACCCAGCGGGUUAAUCCACCCUACUGUGCAUAGGUGUUGGAGCUCUUAUGGUGAUGGUUUAGACAACAGUGUAGCCUCACCUGGUACAGGAGAUGAUGAUGACCCAGACAAGGACAAAAAGCGUCAGAAGAAAAGAGGCAUUUUCCCCAAAGUAGCAACAAAUAUCAUGAGAGCGUGGCUUUUCCAGCAUCUCACACAUCCAUAUCCUUCAGAGGAGCAGAAGAAACAGUUAGCCCAAGACACGGGACUUACAAUUCUACAAGUAAACAACUGGUUUAUUAAUGCCAGAAGAAGAAUAGUACAGCCUAUGAUUGACCAGUCAAAUCGAGCAGGCAAGUUCCAAGUAGUAUCUGUAUUCAAGUCCCACAGGCGCAAAUCCUCAUCAAGUUAUUCUUCAGGAGUCCCAUCACCUGGUUUUCUUCUUGAUCCUUCAGUGAGCCAAGGAGCAGCAUAUAGUCCAGAGGGUCAGCCGAUGGGAAGCUUUGUGUUGGAUGGUCAGCAGCACAUGGGAAUCCGGCCUGCAGGACCUAUGAGUGGAAUGGGCAUGAAUAUGGGCAUGGAUGGGCAAUGGCACUACAUGUAACCUUCAUCUUGUAAACCAGUCGCAAAGCAAGGGGGAAGUUUGCAAGGCAUGCCAGGGGACUACGUAUCUCAGGGUGGUCCUAUGGGUAUGAGUAUGGCACAGCCAAGUUACACUCCUCCCCAGAUGACCCCACACCCAACUCAAUUAAGACAUGGACACCCAAUCCAUUCAUAUUUGCCAAGUCACCCCCACCACCCAGCCAUGAUGAUGCACGGAGGACCCCCUACCCACCCUGGAAUGACCAUGUCAGCACAGAGCCCCACAAUGUUAAAUUCUGUAGACCCCAGUGUUGGUGGACAGGUUAUGGACAUUCAUGCCCAAUAGAAUAAGGGAACUCAAGGGAAAAACAAAACAAAAACAAACAGAAACUAUUUUAAGACUUUUGAACUUUGACCAGAUGUUGACACUUAAUACGAAAUUCCAGACAGCUGUGAUUAUUUUUUACUUUUUGUCAUUUUUCAUCAACAACAGAGGACCAAUGAAACAAGAACACAAAUGUGAAAUCAUGGGCUCACUGAAAUGAAUAUGUCCAUGUACAGAUCCUCUGGAAAAAAAAAGACUCCAAGAGUUAUAACUACUGUAGUAUAAACAUAGGAACUAAGUUAACUUGUACAUUUCUGUUGAUCACUCCGUUACGUUGCCUCAAAUAGUUUUAGAAGAAAAAAAAAUCCUUGUUUUCCACACUAUGUGUGUUGUUCCCAAAAGAAUGACUGUUUUGGUUCAGCAGUGAAGUCACUAUCCAUGAAAGACCUGUUUUGGCCAGUGAGAAAAGAACUACCCUGGAGAUGAAGAUGAAAAGUCUUGCUGGGUCUCUCAUCACUCAGAAGACUGUUCCAAGAAGGCCUUGCCAUUCCCUCAUUUUGUUCCUUCAUAAAAUAUGUCCUUUAGUUUCAAACAGAUCUUUAUAGUUUGUGCUUCAUUAAGUCUCUCCCCAUUCCUCCCAAUCUAUUUUUUUUUGGACUCUUCUUCAAAGAGCUUGCAGGUGAAGAUUUAAAAGACAGAACAGACAGAGCAGAAGCUUCUUCCAGUAGUUCUGAGCCUUGGCUUUGGACAAAACAAAACUAAAAGUUGGGCAGCUUUCCUCAAUGAAAGAAGUUACUAACGGUCUUUGCACCAAACCUAGGACUUUAUCAUGAACUCAAAGCUUGGGAAAAAAAAGCAAGAGAAUACUGUAACAAACUUCGUACAGAGUUCGGUCUAUUAAUUGUUUCAUGUUAGAUAUUCUAUGUGUUUACCUCAAUUGAAAAAAAAAAAGAAUGUUUUUGCUAGUAUCAGAUCUGCUGUGGAAUUGGUAUUGUAUGUCCAUGAAUUCUUCCUUUCUCAGCACGUGUUCCUCACUAGAAGAAAAUGCUGUUACCUUUAAGCUUUGUCAAAAUUUACAUUAAAAUACUUGUAUGAGGACUGUGACGUUAUGUUUUAAAAAGGAAAAAAAAGGUGUUAAGUCACAAAAUGCGGUAAUAAAUAUUUCAUUUUUGAUUUUUUGCUA
Molecule: messenger RNA, 3216 nt
Organism: Motacilla alba alba
Lineage: Eukaryota; Metazoa; Chordata; Aves; Passeriformes; Motacillidae
Gene: MEIS2
Product: Meis homeobox 2
Exons: 15
Coding region: 342-1730 (462 amino acids)
Biological process (GO): embryonic pattern specification; positive regulation of transcription by RNA polymerase II; brain development
Molecular function (GO): RNA polymerase II cis-regulatory region sequence-specific DNA binding; DNA-binding transcription activator activity, RNA polymerase II-specific
Source: RefSeq, a predicted model, not a curated record